Brassica rapa (field mustard) is the source of this 14562-nucleotide messenger RNA. Its product is annotated as myb-related protein 305. NCBI's taxonomy places the organism in Eukaryota, Viridiplantae, Streptophyta, Magnoliopsida, Brassicales, Brassicaceae. Gene Ontology annotation, cellular component: nucleus. Gene Ontology annotation, molecular function: sequence-specific DNA binding; DNA-binding transcription factor activity. Gene Ontology annotation, biological process: regulation of DNA-templated transcription. The record is from RefSeq and is a predicted model, not a curated record.
AUGACUUCUCUUUUAAUAUAUAAGAUUUAUGCAAGCCCUUUUACAAAAAAAAAAUAUUAUCUAUUUAUGCAAAUUAGCAUAUCCAUAUUUUUAUCUGCUAUGUUUAAAUCAGCCACACUUUUCUACCUUUAUUUGGCAAUAUUUUAGAUAUAUCGCUAAUGUCACAAAGUACAUUCGUAACCCAAAUUCUAGACCUGCAAUCCAGAACUAGGGUCACAGCCCUUCAAUGGGUGUAAAGUACUUAAUAUAUCUUUAAAUUGAUAUAUAAUUUUGCAAAUUAUUAUCUUUUUCUCAUGGAAAUAUGUUUGAGGCUAUUCCUUUAGCUAUUAUUUAGGCUAGCACAGCAAUAAUUUACCCAGGGCUAGAGAAGCUCACUGGCAAGUACCACCCCUCCUGAACUUUCAACUUAAGAUAUGAACAACAUUAUCAUAGUUAAAGUAUCAUCUCAUACAAUCGUGCAAACUUUAUCUUUAAUCGAUAACAAACAUAUAAAUCACCAAAAAGGAAGCAUAUAUAUUAAAAAAAAUCGAAAAAUUAUAUAGUUACUCAAAAGAAUAUGAUUGCUUAUUUGAUCAAAGUACUUGCCAAGUUGCAUCUCACGCGGAAACGUUGGAUUCGAAAAGAAACUAGAAACACAAAUCGUUUUUUUUUAAACGUUGGAUUCGAAAUCUUAUUUGAUUUAGUUACUUAGUAAGACUAUAAAUCGUUGUUAGCUUUUUAUAACUUUUUGUUCUUGUUAAGUUGGUGUGUUCUCUAAUGAAUUUUAUCUUCCCCUCCCAAACAAUAUUUUUUGUAUUUUUACAUCCCUUAGAACAUCUCUAAUUCAUAGCUAUUUUUUAUUCGAGAUGCUACUCCCUCAGUUUUAUAUUAGUUGUUAUAUUAGAGUUAAAAUUUUAUUUCAUUUUAAAUAUUGUUUUAUGUUUCAAUGCAAAAUUUAUUAGUAAUAUUUUAUAAUUUAUUUUUCUAUUGGUUGAAAUAUAGUUAGGUGUAUGAGUAAUGAUGUUUUUAUUUUAGAAAUAUAUAAAAUUAAAUAUAUUUUUUAAUCUGUGUGCAUAAACCUAAAACGAAAACUAAAAUGAAACGGAGGGAGUAUAAUAGAAAAAAGAUUCAGUCAAGAUCAUCUCUAUUUCUUCCUCUAAAAUAUAGAUUGCUAUUUUUACAUAUAUUAAGAGGAAGAAAUAUUAUUCUUCUAUAAUUAGAGGCACUUUUUAUUUACAAAAUGGUCCUUCAACUUUUUACUUUAAUAAUUAUUACCAAACAUAAAUACUUUUAUAGUGACUUACACUUUUUAUAUGAAUAAAAGCAUACUUUUUAUUUACAUUAUAGUUUUUAAGAAAUAUUUAGUUUAAGUAAUAUCAUAGUUUUUUGAAAUGUAAAAAUAAAGUGGGUUAAUUUUCAAUUUUCACAAGUAAGAAGGUAUUAUUUGUAAAUUAAAUAUAUAUAUAUAUAUAUAUAUCAAAAAUAUUUUUUUAGAGGAAUAUAUUUAAAACAAACCAUCUCUAUUAUAGAAUUUCCAUAUUUUAGAGGAAUAAAUCGAAGAAUAUAUUGGAGAUGUACUUACAGCCUUACCACUUACUACUACUACUGCACAUUUCGGAUAUCAAAAUGGCUAAAUGUGUAGUAAGGGAUGAGAUCCAUGCAUAUUAAGAUUACGAAUAUUCAAAACUCAAGUCGAAAUUCACCUAAAAUUUUGGGUGAAAGGUGAGAGAACAAUGGAAUAAGAGUAGCAAGUCACAACUUUUGUGACAUGUUCUCCUCAACUAGACCAACAUAUAUCUUACAUUUGUGAAGUGAUAAUACAGAUGUAUGUGACAAGAGAUCACCCAAAACAAAAGAACCUAACUGAAUUAGAAAGUACAAAGAUGAUUAUCGUAAAUAUUUGAAUGAUUCCUUUCUUAAAAUAUUUCAAAUAUCCAAACUAAACCGAAUAAAAAAUCAAAUAAAUAAGGUGGGGUAUUAUGGUUAAAAAAUUACACGCAUUAGAUGAUUGUAAAAAAAAAAAAAACUUUUUUCCUAAUAACAUACAAAAAGGAAACAUCUCUAAUCGUAAACGCACUUUGAAAAUCAAAUGCUUAGCUGCUAAACAUGUCUUUGCAGUACGAAAGUCACCAAUAAUACCAAAAACUCUUACGAAACACGGAGUUCAAAUGAUCUACAACGACAAAUAUAUAAUAAUAAUUAUUCAAUUAAAUAAUUAAUAAUGUCGGAUUAAAAAGUGAUCAGUGUCUAAACAUUCAAUUUAAUAUGUGUUGAUGUACAAUCGGUGAAAUAUAUUGCUGACGUCUUAUAGGCACGCCUUGUGCCUGUAGUGUCUGAGCCGUCGAGAUACUUUCAGAUCUGCAACUCUUUGAUUUUUCAUUUAAAAUAGUAGAUUUGCAUUGCAAACAAGAUCUGAAUAAAAUACAUGCAAACACACAAAUUUGCUGAGCUUUAUUAGGAACCUUUAGAACGCGGUCCACACAUAUAAUAAUUCAAAAAUGUUUCUAAUCAUGGAUUUGAACAAUUGAAAAAAGAAACCUCACGUAUGCAUGAUGCAUCAACAAAUGACUGGUGAUGGCAGUAUGACAUUUCAGAUAUACUUGAUCGUGUCUGGCUUUAACGUAGGUUUUAGUUUGUUUCCUAAAAGUUCUCCUAGGUACUCUUGAAAGUUUCAUGAUAGUUUCCUCAAACUUUAAAGCAAUAUGAAAGAUUAAGAAUCCAUCCCAACAGCUAAUAAUGAUGAAAUGGGAUCAUGGCAUGUAACAUAUUGUGGUUUGUGUUAGUAUUGUUUUGCGUCAUCAUCAAACUGAUGCAAUCGACAUUUCUUUUUGCUGGAAAAAAUAAUAUAUGACGAUUUGAAGCUCUUAACUUAUUUUAGCAUUGAAAUGAUUUAUUAUAUUUGACUAACUCGUGGAUCGGUCAGUCGGUCACGGUUGGCAUGAUAAAAUCCUAAAUCUGACCCUAGUUCGAGAAUAUUAUUUUAAGGUUUGUAGUGCUAGUUAGCUAAAAUGUUUCUUACCGCAUCAAAACCAAAAUAGUCGAGUGUCGUAUUUAAGUUCCUGAUUCACUAUUAAUACACCCAGACUAUAGUUCGGCCAUGGACUUAACAACAAACAAAUUCAACAGUCCCAUUAAAACUUACAAUAUAUAUAUAUAUAUGCACAUAGGCUAUUUCGUUAUUACUGAAAAAUAAUAACUGUAUUUUAGAAACAGAUCAAACCAAUAGAUAGUGACCAACAGUUCUACCCAACCAAAAUGAUUUUUACUACUUUUUGGUAGAUAUGUUUCGACUAUGUUGAAGAUGGAAAUAUCGGACACUGGUUUUUGAGAUGAUAUGAUAAUAUUUUAAAGAAAAUAAGAAGAGAUAGUGCUUGCUAUCUUUACAAAUAUCUGUUAGACAGAAAAUUAUAAGACCACCUGUCUCAUAGUGACGCACACCAUAAACUCGUUCAUAGUGAUUUAAUUUAUUUAUAUAGUCUAUUGCCAUAAUUCCUUAUGUGGAAUCCAGCGAAUCUUAUACGACAACAGCAAAGAUUAGUGUAAGAUCGCAUGUAUAAAUCUCCUCGACACUUGGAGAAACCUUAGUGGUUCUUAUGUGUAUCAACUUUAAAAAUGAAGCACCAUUAAAGUUUUACGAUUGUACUUUUAAUUAAAGAAAAAAAAAAGGGUUUUCUUCAAAAAAAACCCUCAAUGUGGUUUUUUCUUGCAAAUUAAUCCGCCAACUCAAAAACUCACGAAUAACCCUCCAAAUACCAGUCAAACUGCAAUAUAAUCCUCAGUUGUAUAUAUGUGUAUUUGACUGUGUAUAAUUUUAACAUUUUUCAAUACUACAUCGUUUUGACACUAAAUUUUUAAUGAAAUUUUUUUGUUGAACACAAGAUUUGAACCUUGACCCUUAAACACUAUGUACAUGCUACAUAACCACCUUCAUUACGCAUUUACGCAAGCUUCCAUAUCCAUGAGAAGAAGAAACAAGGUCAUUUCAGAAUGAAUUUUUAGAAAUCUCUAUAAUUGUGUUCGUUAAGUAAACAAAUAUAUUUGUUGGCUGAGAUGGUUAUAUAGCAUGCACAUAGUGUUUAAGGUUCAAUGUUCAACCCCGAGUUCAACAAACUUUUUUCAUUAAAAAAUUAGCGCCAAAACAACGUAGUAUUGAAAAAUGUUAAAAUUAUACACAGUUAAAUACAUAUAUAUACGGCCGAGGGUUAUAUUGCGAUUUGACUGGCACUUGGAGGGUUAACCCGUUAGUUUUUGAGUUCGCGGAUUAAUUUACAAAACAAAAUCACAUUGAGAAUUUUUUUGUAGAAAACCUAAAAGAUAAUGAGCUUAAAUAUUAAAAAUAACUAUAAUUAAUGUGUGUAUCAACUCGUAGAUCAUAUAUAUACGUGCAACAGGACCGAAGUUCCAAAUAUUUCUAUUGGAUAGAUGCUCGGGUACACCAUGUUACGUGUUACCCAAUGCCUUAACAUUAUAUUUUUAGUCCCGAAUGAAUAUUGAAAUGAUUAAUAAAUAGCCCUAUAAGAUCCUUGUUUGGUAUUCAUGAAAAUGUUGAAGUUCGAGUGACUUAGCAUUAGGUUUAAGCCCCAAACUAGGGCCAUCAAUCAGAUUUAUCAUUUGAUUAGUCAGGCAUAGCUUUUUUCAGCUCUCUUUUGGUUUGGUUUAGAUUAGAUUAUUAUAUCCUUAAUUUUAACCUAAAAUCCCGCCCCCCCCCCCAAAAAAAAAGAUCCCUCAAAGAAAAUGUACCAGCCAGAAGGGACAUUUUAGUAUUUUUCAGAUGAUGUCUUUGCGGGAUGAAGAUUUGGAUAGACAAAAGGAUAUAUAUAUACGGGGGACUUCUGAAAAGGACAUGUUUAAAGAGGUAAAGAGAGCUCCCAAGUUCUACUUCUUCUUCUUUUCUUUACCUUUUCUUUGUAAUACUAAUAUUCUUUUUUUUUUCCGUCUAUAUCUACAAUUCCAAUUCUUUUCUUCUUUGGAUAAUUUUUGCUGAAUAGAUUAAUUAUAUAAGAGCUCCUACAACUAUUUUUGUAAUUUAAGAUUGAUAAAGUAUAUAUAAUGUAAAAAGGAUCCGGAUAUCAUCCACUGUAUAUAUAUUGUACAUUUCCUUGCCUUUUGAUAGUGAUAACCUUAUAGUUUUGAUUCUAGAAAGAACAUUAACUCUACAAAUCUAAAAAGAUCUUUGUCUUGUCACUAGUCUCUGUAUUUAUAGAAAACAAACAAAAAGUGGUGGAGCCAACUCGCCAAGGAGUUAAUUAGAGUGAGUCAGUGCGUGCAUAUAUAAAUACUGGAAGGGACAGAGAGAAAACAGAACACAACAUAACGCAAAGGCAGAUCAGAAGAACAUUUAGGUUUCAUAAAACAGAGAGAAGGAGAUUUAAGAUAUACUUCUCUUUUCUAGCUUUCACUUAUAGAAAAAAAAAAGAAGAAAGGAUGAGUUUGUGGGGAGUGAUGGGAGCAGGAUGGGGAAUGGUAGAAGAAGGUUGGAGAAAAGGGCCUUGGACUGCGGAAGAAGACCGUCUUUUGAUCGAUUAUGUGCGUCUUCACGGUGAAGGCCGAUGGAACUCUGUGGCGAAGCUCGCAGGAUUGAAGAGAAAUGGCAAAAGCUGUAGGUUAAGAUGGGUUAAUUACUUAAGACCAGACCUCAAGAGAGGACAAAUCACUCCUCAUGAAGAAACCAUUAUCCUUGAGUUGCAUGCUAAGUGGGGCAACAGGUGGUCAACAAUUGCUCGUAGUUUACCUGGAAGAACAGAUAACGAGAUCAAAAACUACUGGAGAACCCAUUUCAAGAAGAAGACAAAAUCUCCAGUUAACAAUGUUGAGAAGACGAAAAACAGAAUCUUGAAGAGGCAACAAUUUCAGCAGCUAAGACAGAUGGAGAUGCAGCAAGAACAACAGUUGCUUCAGUUCAACCAAAUCGACAUGAAAAAGAUCAUGUCUUUACUAGAUGAUGACGAAAAUAACAACAGUGGUGAUAAUAACUUCAGUAGCAGUAGUAGCGGCAGUAGUGGCGAAGGCGGUGCCUUCUAUGUUCCUCAUGAGAUCACACACUCAACAACUGGUUCUGGUUAUGACCCAAAUGGCAAUGGGGUUUUCCCGGUGCCAAUACCUGAGGCUAAUGUCAACGAAGAUUUCACCGUUUGGGAUGGUUUAUGGAAUCUUGAUUUGGAGGGACAAGAAAGCUUUGGUGGUGGUGCUUGUUUCCCAAGGAAGCACUGUUUCCAAAACGUGUUUAUUCCCUUCUGUUAGCUUGAGCCUUUAAGUGUCUUACCUGCCGGAAAAUGAAAAAAAUAAAACUUGACUGACAAGUUAGGUCGAGUUUGAGUUUGGUUUGGUCUUAUAUUUUCUGAUUUUCGGUUUAACAUAAGUUGUUCUGUUAGCCAUUGUGUGUGGAUCUUAUAAGAAGCACAUUUACGCAACGCCAAGUUAACGAACGAGUGAUGUAGUAGAAAGUCUGGACGAAUUGUGUGUCAAUUGUAGCACAAUAAAAUUCAAUUGAAACAAUCAAAUAAAAAUAUUGUUACUUGUAAAUUUUUGUCUCCAAAAAUAUCUUCUAGAUGAGACGAAUAGAGUAGAGAAGAUCAUUCUAGUGUGUAAAUGAGUCGUUUAUGCAGACUUAAGAUUUAUUUUGUUUGUGUGAUAUUACUAUAUUAGUAACUAGGCACAAUCAUUUAGUAGUGAUUCGGUAAACGUCGAUAUUGUUUUUGACCAACCAAAGUAGCAAGUAGAAAGGAAGAGACAUUGACAUGUCACUACUUUUUAUCAAUAAGUAACUUUGAAAACGUUUACGGUUAAUUAGUAGCCUAAAUGGGCUUUUAUUAUACGCGGCCAUUAUUAUCUGAAAGACCACAAAUAAAAAUUGAAUAUUUGCGUCCCCGUUUUAUACACAGUGGGCCAUAUUUGAUGGCAGAUUAGUUCUGGGCCUUGUGGGCCCUAAAAUUUUAACAAUUACUCCUUUUAAAUUAAUUAUAAUUAUUAUAUCCAAACUUUCGUCAAUAAUUCAAAUCAAAGAUUCAAAAUCUACGGACAUAAUUAGUAAUUGCAUAUAUUAGACCGCAAGCCCAUUAUGUAAGCACAUGUAACUAGGAUUCAUAAGGACUAUAUAUACGUCAAUAUAUGGUUAAUGUCUAUAAUGCUGUAAAAUAACGGUUUUUUCUUCUUUUAUUAUAUGAAUCAAACGAUCAUAUAAUAAAAGAAACUUAAUAGCUUUGUAAAACUUUAUUGAAAUGGAAAAUAAACCAUAGAACUUUAUUGAAAGAUUAAGAAACUAAAGAAAAGAAGAAGUUUGUGUUGUGUUCAAGAGAUAUAAAAAGUCAUUUGAUUCAUAUAAUAAAAGAAGGAAAAAUUACUCUUUUACCGCAGCCAAAGUUACAGACAUUAACCAUAAAAAGAAAUAUAUAUAUAUAUAUAUAUAUAUAGUCCUUAUAAAUCCUAGUUAAAUGGGAUUAAAUAAUGGGCUUGCAGUUUUUACAUGGGCCUUGCUAAUACUCCCCUGCAAGCUAAUACUCUCCCCCAAACUUGGCAUCGGCUGAAGCAAGAUGACAAGUUUGAAGAUGCAACUAGUAGUGACUUGGAGACAUGAAGAUGUAGACAUCUUCUCAUUUGAUGUGGAGAUAAAAACAAUAGACUUUAAAACCAAAAAAUACCUUGAUCUAUACUUCGAGAUCUAUCAUACUCCUUCAGAGGUAUCUUUGUACUUAGAGAGUUUUUCCAUAGUCCCUCAGAAGUAUAAUUUUAACCAUUAUAUCUUACUAAAAUCCUGGUUUUUCUGUACCCAUCUCUUAGCAAAGGAGAGUCACCGUAACUUCCAACAAUAUAUUCCUAUAGCCAACUAACCACUUUAACUUCCUCUUUGCCAUUUUAUUGAACAUGUUGUGUCCAUACAACUAACCAGACAUCAUCAGUCAUUUUUAUCAAACCCAAGACAGCUAACCAGACAGCAUCAAACAAACCAUAAACCAUUGCGUUCUUCUGAAUCUACCAAACAGCCAUCCACUUGUUAUGUCUAGGAUAGAAGGACAUAUACAUACCACUAAUAAACAAAUUUUGUGUGAUGACGUUCUGGAUCUGGUCGUCUUUUUGAAAAGAGGCGACUUUGAGAUGUAAAGAUUCAACCUUCAGCUCAUUUGAGGACAAGUUGUGUGCUUUGAUUAAAGCAGCCACGUGACUGAGAUUUGUUCAGACCCGUUUUGCUUGGUGUUUCAAAACCCCAUAGAUUGACUCGUUAGCUUGAGCGGAAGCUGUAGAAGAGGCAAGAUACGCCCAUGAAUCGACCUGGCUCUGAUACCAUGAUAACAUUUGAGAAACCUAGAAAGAUAAUAGCUUUGUAAAGCUUUAUUGAAAUGUAAAAUAGCUCAUAGAGCUUUACUGAAAUACUAAGAAACUAAAGAAAGGAAGAAGGUUGUGUUGCCUUCGAGAGAUAUAAAAGAUCGUUUAAUUCAUAUAAUAAAAGAAAGAAAGACUGCUCUUUUACAACAACCAAAGUUAUAGACAUUAACCAUAUAUCGACAUAUAUAUAGUCCUUUUAAACCCUAGUUACAUGAGCUUAAAUAUUGGGCUUGGGUCUUUACAUGGGCCUCGCUAAUACUCACCCGCAAACUUGGCGUCGGUUGAAGCAAGAUGACAAGUUUGAAGAUGCAAAUAGUAGUGACUUGGAGACAUGAAGAUGUAGACAGCUUCUCAUUUGAUGUGGAGAUAAAAACAGUAGACUUUAGAACCAAAAGAGACCUUGAUUUAUACUUGGGGAUCUAUCAUACUCUCUCUGAGGUAUCUUUGUACUUGGAGAAUUUUUGUAUAGUCCCUCAGAGGUAUAAUUUUAACCAUUAUAUCUCACUAAAUUCCUGGUGUUUUGUACAUAUCUCUUAGCAAAGGAGAAUCACCGUAACUUCCAACUCUAGAUUCCUAUAGCCAACUAACCACUUUAACUUCCUCUUUACCAUUUUAUCGAACAUGUUGUGUGCAUACAACUAACCAGACAGCAUCAGCCAUUUUUAUUAAACCCAAGACAACUAACCAGACAGCAUCAAACGAACCAUAAACCAUCGCAUUCUUCUGAAUCUACCAAACCGCCAUUCACUUGUUCUGUCUAGGAUAGAAGGACAUAUACAUACCACUGAUAAACAAAUUUUGUGUGAUGAUGUUCUGGAUUUGGUCGUCUUUUUGAAAAGAGGCGACUUUGAGAUGUAAAGCUUCAAUCUUCAGCUCAUCCGAGGACAAGUUGUGUGCUCUGAUUAAAAGAGCCAUGUGAUUGAGAUUUCUUCAGAUCCGUUUUGCUUGGUGCUUCAGAAACCCAUAGAUUGAGUCGUUAGCUUGAGCGGAAGCUGUAGAAGAGGCAAGAUACGCCCAUGAAUCGAUCUGGCUCUGAUACCAUGAUAACAUUUGAGAAACCUAGAGAGAUUAUAGCUUUGUAAAGCUUUAUUGAAAUGGAAAAUAGCUCAUAGAGCUUUAUUGUAAGACUAAGAAACUAAAGAUAGGAAGAAGCUUGUGUUGCCUUCAAGAGAUAUAAAAAAUCGUUUGAUUCAUAUAAUAAAAGAAGGAAAGACUGCUCUUUUACGGCAACCAAAGUUAUAGACAUUAACCAUAUAGCGACAUAUAUAUAGUCUUUAUAAGCCCUAGUUACAUGAGCUUAAAUAAUGGGAUUGGGGUCUUUACAUGGGCCUUGCUAAUACUUACCCGCAAACUUGGUGUCUGUUGAAGCAAGAUGACAAGUUUGAAGAUGCAAAUAGUAGUGACUUGGAGACAUGAAGAUGUAGACAGCUUCUCAUUUGAUGUGGAGAUAAAAACAGUAGACUUUAGAACCAAAAGAGACCUUGAUCUAUACUUGGAGAUCUAUCAUACUCUCUCUGAGGUAUUUUUGUACUUGAAGAGUUUUUGUAUAGUUCCUCAAAGGUAUAAUUUUAACCAUUAUAUCUUACUAAAUUUCUGGUUUUUUUGUACCCAUCUCUUAGCAAGGAGAAUCACCAUAACUUCCAACUCUAGAUUCCUAUAGCCAACUAACCAGUUUAACUUCCUCUUUACCAUUUUAUCGAAUAUGUUGUGUGCAACCAGACAGCGUCAGCCAUUUUUUUCAAACCCAAGACAACUAACCAGACAGCAUCAAAUGAACCAUAAACCAUCGUUCUUCUGUAUCUACCAAACAACCAUUCACUUGUUCUGUCUAAGAUAGAAGGACAGAUACAUAUCACUGAUAAACAAAUUCUGUGUGAUGACGUUCUGGAUCUGGUCAUCUUUUUGAAAAGAGGUGACUUUGAGAUGUAAAGCUUCAACCUUCAGCUCAUCCGAGGACAAGUUGUGUGCUCAGAUUAAAAGAGCCAUGCGAUUGAGAUUUCUUCAGACCCGUUUUGGUUGUUGCUUCAAAAACCCAUAGAUUGAGUCGUUAGCUUGAGCGGAAGCUGUAGAAGAGGCAAGAUACGCCCAUGAAUCGACAUGGCUCUGAUACCAUGAUAACAUUUGAAAAACCUAGAGAGAUUAUAGCGUUGUAAAGCUUUACUGAAAUGGAAAAUAGCUCAUAGAGCUUUAUUGAAAGACUAAGAAACUAAAGAAAGGAAGAAGCUUGUGUUGCCUUCAAGAGAUAUAAAAGAUCAUUUGAUUCAUAUAAUAAAAGAAGGAAAUGCUGGUCUUUUACAGCAGCCAAAGUCACAUACAUUAACCAUAUAGAGACAUAUAUAUAGUCCUUAUAAACCCUUGUUACAUGGGCUUAAAUAAUGGGCUUACGGUCUUUACAUGGGCCUCGCUAAUUGCAUAUUAGUAUUGCAAACUAUUUUUCUUUUGAGUUGUUUAUGUGUAAAGUAAAGAAAUUUUAAAAAAAUUAUGUUUGUAUUAAUCUAAUUAAAUUAAAAAACCAGAUUAUAUGACCAAGAUAAUCAGUGUCAUGCUGAGUUGUCAGUGUUAUAGACCAUUUCCAAACUAAAACUUAAUUAUAUUUUUUAAAAUAAAAUAAUUUUAUAAUAGAGUAUAUUUUUGACUAAGGCUUCAUUAAUGCUUCUACACCAGCAGGUCCAUGUUUCAAUUUCCGGAGAAAGCGAUUUAUUAAACAAUUAUGCAGGCUACAGAGAAAAAACUUACAAGAGAUCUUCAACAUGGUGCAAGUAAACUCGGUCAGGCGUGAUCUUCGUAGAAUGGCUCAGGUGAUGCAGUUAGGCGUAGAUUCUUAUAAGACAGGUAGUAUUGUCAGUUGUCGGAUCGUCUAAUAUAAUAUUUCUCAUAAUUGUAAUAUCAUAAUAAAUCAGCGUUAAAAAAAAUAGAGUAUUUUUUUUAACUCUACUCCAUUUUGGAGUAAAUAGUAGAGCAAUAAAAAUGUAUUAUUCUCUUUCUGAAGUAAACCUAUAUUUAUAUCAUUAUAAAAUAAAAAAUAGAAUAAGGUUUGAGCAUUAUAAUUGGAAACUCCAUUUUAAAGUAGAAAUGAAGUAGGAAAUGCUCAGGUUAAACACUAAAUUUAUUUUAUUUUAGUAAUGAUUAUGAUCAUAUAGUUUCAAAAUCUGUACGAUACUCCAUAAUUGCAUGGAAACAUCAUUGGUUUUCCGAAGUUUAGAUUCAGUUUUGGAUCAUAGUAAAUAAUGUGAUGACAAUGUUUAAUGCGAUUCCAUCAGCUACUUCCUCGCACAUCCAAAAUUGUUUCCUCAUAUUAGCCAAACUGUAUGUGGACCAUAUAUGUAUUCGUAUUAAAAGUACAUUUCAAACUGUACAAUAUUUUACUUACAACUUAGUGGAUAGGGCUGGACACAGAUCGGAUAUCCAAAUAUUUGAAAGUAUUUGUGAUUUGAUUUGUAUGUUACGGAUAUUAAAUUUUUCAAUUUGCGUUGCUCCAGAUAAUACGGAUAUCCGGAUAACCGGAUAUCCAGAAAAUAUGUAGAUAUUUGCGGAUAGGAAUAUUUACGGUUAUAUUUUUCAUUUUAGUUAAUACAAAUAAUCUAGAAAAAUCGAGAUAAAUUUGUUCUUUAAAAUAUUUUUACAUGAUAUAUAAAAUAAAAAAUAAAAGAAGCUGUGAAAUUAUAUAUUUGUAAAUUUUAAAAUUAGUUAUAAGAAAUACAAACUUAAGAAAAAAUUAUAGAUAUCAUAAAAAUUUCUUUUAUUUUUUUUAGUUUAAUACUUUUAUAAGUAACAAUGUGAACAAUAUUUAUUAAAUCAUACGUUAAAAUAACAAUGAUAUAAACUCAUACGUUUAGAACUAUACAUUUAAUCGAUAUAUAUAUAUAUAUAUAUAUAUAUAUAUAUAUAUAUAUGUAUUAAUAUAGUUGUUGGAGCGGAGCAGAUAUCCGGUUUUUAAAAUUUUAUUAUUUGUGAUUUUCUUCGUUUUUAACGAAUAUUGAUUUUUAAUAUUUAUUUUGGUUCAAAACUUUACGGAUAUCUAGAUUUUCGGAUCGAAUAAAAUUAAAUAACGGAUCUAAUCAAAUUUAACGAACAAUGGUGGUCUACAAAAUAUAAAUAAAUACGUACGGACGAAGCCCUUAGAAAUGUUACUGACGUAAGUUUUACUAUAUUACGGAUACAUAUAUACACCAAAUAUGUCUAUAUAUACUCAACAUAUUUAAAAAAAAAUUAUAUAUAUAUAUAUAUAUAUAUAUAUAUAUAUAUAUAUAUAUAUGCUCAACAUGUUGGAACCAUUAUAGAACGUUUCUCAAGAAAUUCUAAAUGGGAGAGUUCAGAAUUUGUUAUUCAUUCAAAUACUCUUUCUUUAAAAUACACUUUCUUUGUUUCUAAGAGAUAAAGUUUUAAAAUAAUAUUUUUUAAAAGGAUUUUUGUUUUAUAAAAUUUUUAUUAGUUAAUAAUGGUAAAUCGUAAACUUUUUUAAAAAUGUGCUCCCUCUGUUUUUGAAACUAAGAUUAUUUUGAUUUUUUGUUUAACAGUGAUAAUGUUUUUAUUAUUUUAAGGUAUUUCACAUAUUUUUAAAAACAUUAAAGAAAAAUAUUUAAACUAAUUACAAAUCAUCAUUGGUUGAUAUUUAUCAGAAAGUAUAUAGUAAAAGUAAAUAAUAAAUUUAAUAAACAUUCAUUGUAUUUUUAAUAUGCAUCAUAACAGUAUUUUAUAUAAAUGAUAUAAAUAUACAUUGUAUCCGAAUAAUCUAGAAAAAAUAUUCGGGAAGGGAGAGAGUAGUAUUUAUAAUAAUAUUACUUGUGUAAAAUUAUGAUACUAAGCUAAUAUCAAUAAUAAAUUUAUAAUCAAACUUUAAUAUGUGUGAAACACUUAAAUACAUUUAAAAAAAAAGUAUAAAAUUAGCUAGAAGCCUCUGGACUACAAUAGUUAGAGUCCAAAUGGUUCUCAGGAGUCCGCUAGCAAUGCAAAGUCAACCUGUUUUGGCCAAAGUAUUAAUGCGAAACUCUCGAUUUUCUGUAAAUUUCUUAUGAUGUUUGUACUCGUUAACAUUCCAUUACAACAUGAAAAAUGAUUCAACAAGAGUUACUAAAGAAAAUUUUGAAAUUUGAUAUGCCUAGCAUAGAGGCAGCUAUAGACACCUACCCUAACAUGCCAUGACGCCGAGCCAUGGACUGGCCUAACUUACACAAGUGACCCGUUUGAUAAAGUCUAAUUUCAUAAACCAGUGACCAGGUAAUAUGGCUUUUCGUAAUUAGCAAAUAUUUUUUUUUUUUUUUGAAGAUAAAAAAAAAAAAAAAAAAAUAUAGUAUGAACUAUAAUUAAUCAGUAAUAACUACGUAUUAUACUUAGAAAUCAAUGUGCUAUGUGGUAAUCCAUGAUGUCAUACGGUUUUAAAGAACUAUAAUUGCUACCAAAUAUGUGAUUAGUUUGUCGUUCGAAAUUAAAAAAAGUUUUGCUUAAUGUCAACCCUGAUCAUUAUAAUGAUACUCUUAUAUUUUUUUUCCGUAGUUUUCAUCAGCUAGUUUGUAAUCUGACGAGCUCAUUGAUUCUUCGUUGUACGUAUUUAUCAGUGAAUAUAGAUUACAAAUGUUUCCUAUAAUCAUUAAAUUAAUACGUAUAGGCAUAGUUGGAACAUUAUUGAUUCACAUAAUAAAAGCCAGCUAAGUGAGAGCGAUAGUAGUGGUAGAAACUAUGAGAGCUUUUUCAGAAUUUUUUUAUUAAAAGAGUAAAAUACUAAUUUUUAUAUCUACAAUUUCAUAGUUUUUUCUUCCCGAAAACUAUUUUCGUUUCUUUUUCCAUUUUCUGUUUAUUUUCAUUUAUUUUAAGUAGGAGUGGUCAGUUAGAAAUUACAGAUAAAAUAUUCUAAGAGUCUAAAAGCAUUUCCAUCCAUUAAAUACUUCAAAAAUAUCUUAAACAAAAAAAUAUAUUACUAUUUAAAUGUAAUUUAACUAUUUAAUUAACUUCUCUCUUUUCGAUUCUAUUUUUUUAUUUAUAUUAUAAAAUAUUCUCAUGACGAAAAAAAAACUCUCAGUAGAGGUAGUUUAAUUAACAACAACUAAGUCGUUGGUUGAAAAAUCGAUACAGAGAAAACAAAACCAUCCAAAAUUUAUAAUUGUUAAUGCUAACAUGAUCAUCCAAGUUUUAUAAUUGUUAACGCUAACAUGAUCAACUAUCAAAAUUGUAAAUAAAAUUACAGAUCAGAUUCGGCUGACACAGAAGAAUGCAGGUUUGGACUUUUAAUAGAAUUACAUAAAGCAAAAUGCCAAAAUAAUAUUUUAU